CCUAGGCGGCCUAUCGUCGAUAUCGAGCGCAAAUUUCGAAACGGCUCGUUGUUGAUGUUUUUAGAGAAAAGAACAAUAUUAAUAUUAUUUCAAUAGACUGGCAGUCUUGUAUGUAAUAAUAUAAGGAAUAUAAGGAUAAGAUUCCACAUCAUGUCAUCAGAUAAUUCUUUAACAAACUCUUCUGAAGCUGAACUUGGCAAACUCUGCAAUAAUCUGGAACAGGUUCGCCAUAAGCUUCUGGAUCAGUAUAUGUCAGAGGAUUUAGAGAAGUAUCAAGAACAGGCAAGACUGAAUCAUGAAGAGCAGAUUCAGAAGGGCAAAGAAAGUAUACAACAACUGAAUGAGAACUUACAAUCAUUGUUGAAUCAAGCAGAAGUCAACAAAAGAAUUGCAGAGGAACGUAAAGAAGAGUUGAAGAAAAUGAAGAUCUCAAUUGAAACCUCAAUGAAAGAAAUGCAAGAAACACUUUUACAGAAAGAAAGCACAGAAGGACAAUUGAAAAUUAUGACCAAAGAAAUUGAAAAAGAACAAGAAUUACUGGUGGCACAAGAAAAAGCCACACAUCUACGGUUACAGGAAUUAAGGAAAGCCACAAUGUUUUACAAGGAUAGGCUAGCAUUUUCCUUCAAGAAAAUUGAUGGAGAUCAUCUGCAGAUUGUUUUUACACAAAUCAACCCAAAUAAUACUGACCAACCAUAUUUCUUUGUGGUGAAAGUGAAUUCUGACAAAAAAUAUGAAGUUACUGAUUGUCAGCCAGCUAUUUCGAAUCUAGAUGAACUAAUAUGCAAGCUCAACGAAACAAAUAACUUUUCACAGUUUGUCAUCACUGUCCGCAAAGCUUUUAAGAGUAUGAUAUGAAAUGACUCAUAAGCAUGGCUUGUAGCUGAGACUCGAUGGAUCGUGUGACCCACACGGCCACCUGAAACUGAGCCAAGUAUUGUGCGCAGUACCACCAGCCUUACCAUGACUCAUGUGACUUUAAGUGUACAACAAUCAUGGACUACAGAGGGCAGUGUUUGAAAUUGCCAAAACCUGUGUUUAUAAUUAACUUCUUCCUGUCAAUCAAAAUAUGUAAAUGGAUAGCCUACUACACAGUAGAUAUUUCUUAUUGUCAAAACGUCAUGAGAUUUGCUUUCCUUCUUACAGUUCAUAAAUAUUAAUUUACAGUGUUCAUAUUUUUUUGUGUAUACAGUUGAACUUGCCUAUGUCGAAUCCAAAAUGGCAUUGAAAAAUUGACUUAGAUAAAAUUUGACUUACAGGUCGUUAAUGAAAUACACAACAUUUGGCCUGUAAAAUAAGAUUGACUUAGAAAUUAUUCAAGUUAGGCAAAGUCAACUUAUGAAAGUUGAACUGUUCAGUUAAUAGGUGACCUGAUGUUAGCAUCAUCGAAAUGCAAAUGCCAUUGAGCACUGCAUCUAUGUUCCCGUGGAUGUGUAGACAGGUUGAGGCAAUUUCACCAAUAGAAACAUCAAUUAUUAAAAUAUGUGUCAGCAUCUAUGUUCCCGUGGAUGUGUAGACAGGCUGAGGCAAUUUCACCAAUAGAAACACCAAUUAUUAAAAUAUGUGUCAGCUCAGCCCAUGCUAUCAACUCUACUGUGUCAGUUUCUUGUGAUUGACCCAUAUAUGGUUCAGUUUGACCUUUGACAUCAAUGCCCAAAUGUAACAACUGUAACAUAUUUCUUUAAAAGUCUGCAUGCAUUUCUUCAAAUUCACGCUUAAUGUAUGCUUUUAUUAUCUCCUGUACUUAUAUUUUUAUAAUUUUUAUUUUUUAAUUUUAUGUAAAUAUUCUGUACAAAUUGCUUCUGAGAACUCUUUUUUAUUACAUUCUACAAUUUAAAAUUAUAUAAUUCAAAGCAUUGGAAAGUAUGUGUUGUACUAUAACUGCAUUGAAACUUGUUCAAUUUCUUUUUUCUUAAAUGAUGUAGGAAUCGAUUUUUGUGUGUUUUUUAUCAACAUAUAUUUUGUAUAAUAAUGUAUACACGUUGAAUGUGA
Molecule: messenger RNA, 1992 nt
Organism: Anneissia japonica
Lineage: Eukaryota; Metazoa; Echinodermata; Crinoidea; Comatulida; Comatulidae
Product: kinetochore protein Spc25-like
Exons: 7
Coding region: 151-858 (235 amino acids)
Biological process (GO): chromosome segregation
Cellular component (GO): Ndc80 complex
Source: RefSeq, a predicted model, not a curated record